GACGGCUUACUUACGAAUGGGAAAUGACCAAAUGUAUGAUCCACCCAGCCAUCGAGCUGAACGAAAGGAUCAAGCGAUACAGAGAGGACCUCGACGUGGCCAACAAGAAGAGGAAUGCGAUCGCAGAAAACGUCAUAGAAUGGAAAGAUCAUCUGGAGAAGUCCGACGUGGAUGCCGCCAAGAUCAAGGCGUUGAUCACGGAGGCAAAAAAGCAGCGAGGUCAGAAAGCACAACGUUGCCAAGCGGACGAGGGACAGCAUGUGACAAUGUUGAUCGAGGAAUUGAACAAGCGUCUGGACAUGCAGCAGGAAGAGUACGUCCAGCACCAGCGCCACCUCCAAUUCUUCCACGGCGAGUGCAACGCCAACACCCGAAAGGACGAGCAGCGCACUCAAAAGGACAAAGAAAAUAUCAAGGCCAUGAAGCAUGAGCACAGGGAGCUGAAGACGGAGAUGGCCGCGAAGAAUCUCGACAUCACGAAAAGGGCCUCCAAGCAACGGGAGGGGCACUUCGAACGGCAGUGCAUGAAGCUGAACACGAAG
Messenger RNA from Prorocentrum cordatum, 542 nucleotides. The record is from the annotation of a GenBank genome assembly. Lineage: Eukaryota; Dinophyceae; Prorocentrales; Prorocentraceae.